AUGGUCGACGACAAGUACAUAGGGCUCGCGCUUGCGAUGCUGUCGUCGUUGGCGAUCGGCACAUCGUUCAUUAUCACGAAAAAAGGCCUUAUGGACACCUCAAAGCGCUCGGGUACAGAUAACUCGCAGGGGCAUCAAUACUUGCAAAACCCAAUAUGGUGGGCUGGUAUCAUCACCAUGGCGAUUGGCGAGGUGGCCAACUUUGCAGCGUACACUUUUGCCCCGGCCAUUUUGGUGACUCCCUUGGGGGCGCUUUCCGUGAUCAUUGGCGCGGUGUUGGCGGCCAUCUUCUUGAAAGAGGAGUUGGGGGUGCUAGGCAGAAUGGGAUGUGCCAUUUGCCUCAUGGGCUCCGUGAUCAUCGUGUUGCACGCUCCUCCAGACAAGGAAAUCGAGACUGUGGACGAGAUCUUAAACUAUGCUACCCAGCCUGGGUUCUUGUUUUAUGCGUUUAUCGUAACCGCCUACUCGUUGUUUAUGAUCUACAAGAUAGUGCCAAAAUAUGGCCACACCAACCCAAUGAUUUACAUCUCAAUAUGCUCCUCUGUUGGUUCGAUCUCCGUCAUGUCCAUAAAGGCUUUUGGUAUUGCCCUCAAGUUGACGUUUGCGGGCAACAACCAGUUCACUCACUUGUCCACCUACGUGUUCGUGGGCGUUGUGGCCUUGUGCAUCCUCACCCAAAUGAACUACUUCAACAAGGCGCUUGACCAGUUUGACACAUCCAUCGUGAACCCUCUCUACUACGUGACGUUUACAACGUGUACGUUGGUGGCUUCUUUCAUCUUGUUCAAGGGCUUUAACACCACGUCUGCUGUGAACGUGAUUUCUCUCUUGAUAGGGUUCUUGGUGAUUUUCUCAGGCGUAUACCUUCUUAACAUCUCUAGAAAGGACAACGAAGGCUUAGAUAAGGAGAUCUUUGGAGUCCACACAGGCAAGGACAUCGGACCCAUGGAUAACGGCGUGGGUGGCUUUUCAUCGAUGCGUAGGUCGAUGCAGAUGAACCGUGGUGACUAUGAGGCUGAAGAGACGCUAGGAUUACGCCGCUUUGACUCGUUUGAGUUGGGUUCUGACGAGGAGAUCGAUGCUCACAGACGAUAG
Candidozyma auris is the source of this 1095-nucleotide messenger RNA. RefSeq lists its product as uncharacterized. Lineage: Eukaryota; Fungi; Ascomycota; Pichiomycetes; Serinales; Metschnikowiaceae. The transcript has a single exon. The coding region runs from base 1 to 1095 and encodes 364 amino acids. Gene Ontology annotation, cellular component: membrane. The record is from RefSeq and is a predicted model, not a curated record. Gene Ontology annotation, molecular function: magnesium ion transmembrane transporter activity. Gene Ontology annotation, biological process: magnesium ion transport.